Molecule: messenger RNA, 984 nt
Organism: Trichomonas vaginalis G3
Lineage: Eukaryota; Parabasalia; Trichomonadida; Trichomonadidae
Product: SH3-domain family
Exons: 1
Coding region: 1-984 (327 amino acids)
Molecular function (GO): protein binding
Source: RefSeq, a predicted model, not a curated record
AUGCAAGUUCCAGAACAAGAAGGCAAAAUAAUUAAUCAGCUUGAAAAGAUACUCACCGCUGCAUCUAGUUUAUAUGAUUCUCGAAAGGAUCAAAUAAACUCCGAUAUUUCAUACUUAGAAAAUGUAUAUAAAAUAAUGACUGGAUUGACAGCUUCUCUUGGAUUUAAAUCAGAUAACCCAUUUCUUAUGCAUUCGUUUUAUUCUCUUCCUGCUGGAAUUGCAUUUGAAGAAAUGUAUAAAAGUUUUAAUAAUAUCGCGUCUAACAUUAACAAUGAAGCUCUUCCUGGACUUAAAAAGUGUGUAUCCCAGUUGACAUCUUCAAAGCAAAAGGUUUCAAACAAUAUUAAGCAAAAUAUGUAUACUCUUCGUAAAAAUGCUGCCAAAUACUACGAAACAGCAACUGGAAUCGCAAAAAGUCGUGAAACAUUUUCCAUUUUGGACAAUCUCGACAACCAAUACAUACAUGGAAACCAAUCUCAUUCUUCAUAUAUGACAUUAUUGCAGACAAUUAUCGAAGUCGAAGACGCAACUAAGGCAGACCUCAAUGAGCAAGAGAAAUUGCUUGGACAGAUAAAAGAAACAGAAGCAUCCAUCAUAGAAAAAUCAUGUCAAACAAUUUCGACCGGUCUUCCAUUCUUAAAAGAUAUUCCAAACAAAAAACGCGAAUACCAAGAUACUGAAGAAGUUCCACAUUGGAGAAAUAUUAUAUUACAGGUUUUCCUUGAACUAAAAACAACUCAUACGAUUAUUCCUGUUUCCCCUCGCGAAUCAGCCGGUUUCGACUGGAUGUCGUAUGGAAAGAUGACUCCAUUCUAUGCCCGCGUUUGGGAAGACCAUACGAAAGCAAAUAAUGACGAAAUUGAUUUGACUCGAAAGGAAACAGUCAAAGUUUUACAAGUUGACUAUGGAAAUUAUUGGGUUGUCCAGAAAUCUGAUGAAUCUACUGGCUUGGCUCCUUGUACCAAGUUACAACCUGUUGAAUAA